Messenger RNA from Oppia nitens, 1838 nucleotides. RefSeq lists its product as uncharacterized. Lineage: Eukaryota; Metazoa; Arthropoda; Arachnida; Sarcoptiformes; Oppiidae. The record is from RefSeq and is a predicted model, not a curated record. The coding region runs from base 221 to 1798 and encodes 525 amino acids. The transcript is spliced from 7 exons.
GGUGCUGUGUUGAUGGUGGCGGUGCUGUUCCCGUACUGUUUUAUACUGUUGUAGUUAUAUAACUGUUUUACGCCAACCGCUGAUUAGGCCAACUCUCCUGUUUUUAAUACUAUUAAUACUAAUACUACUACUAUUAUUGCUAAUAAUAAUUUUUAGUCAAAUUUGAGCGCUAGUAGUAUAGCCGAAAUAUUUUUCAGUUUUAGUUAUAAAAAGCUAUGCGAUGAUGGCUGGAGCUCAUUGUGCCCAGUGUUCAGACACCCGGAACAUCUAUAUAAAGACCUGUGACUGUAGUAAACAACGAGUAGUCAAUAAUAGUAGUAAUAAUAAUAAAACUAUCAGUGCUGCAGCUGCUGCUGUUGAUAAUACCAAUAAGCCAUUGAAUGAGAAGCUGCCCGUAGUAUCAGUGAUCAGCCAUAAUAAUAAUAAGGAGUUCCCGAUAAAGACAUCAGCUGUGGAUCAAAAAACUGAUAAACACCAACAAACUGAAGACACCGGCAUAAAAGCCGUUAAGGCUGUUCUCUAUCGCGUCGUCAGGGUAUAUGAAACGGUCCCAUCAAAAACAAUGAAGUUUGUCGGAGCCAUAACUUUGCUACUAUUAUUAGUGGCCGUGUGUUCAAUCGCUUUGGCACAGAAUAAGGAAGAAACGAAAAGUCAAUAUGGAAUGGCAUUCCCUUUGGAGGACAGUCAGCCGUUAGGCUCAACCGAACAACGAAUAUCGAUAAUAGGUUCGGUUCCCGGCGAAGGUGUUCCGUCAUCGACCGUAGACUCGACAAGCGAGUCGCCGGUGACAACAACAUUGACGCCGACCACCGAAGAGUCGGUGAUCACCACCACUACCACUUCGGAUGACUCCGAACGCGGAGGAAUCAACUCUGACAGCGACAGCCAAACUAAUGAUAGUCCGGCGCUUAUUAUUGCCAACGCCAACGCCGCCGACGAUGACGAGGACAAGAUUGGAGAUAACGGUGCCGUCGGCGAUGAAAAGCAAAACCCUAGACUGGUGUUCAUCGAGCGGCUGAUGGGUUUGCAUUUGAGUGCACCGUUUAAUAAGGACAGGGAGGAGGAAAAAGAUGACAACAGUGCCGUCAAUGACAAUAAUGAGGCACAGUUACCGUUCAGUGCUGGUGGUGGUGACAGUGAUGACUCCCGUAACCCAUUUGACAAAGUAAACGCUAAAUGGGCCACAAGAAUGAGGAAGUUUUCAAUUCCGCUGCAAAUGCAACAACAGUUGACACCACCCGAAACACCCAACCCGUUGCUCCGGAUGGCCGCCGCAGCUAUGAUGACCAGAUUGUUGGCCGCCGCCGCACGAGCUCAUCAUAAUGGUCCAAUGAUGGCUAAAGACAAGGACGAUGAUGCCGAAGACGAGACAAUGCCCCUAUUGUUGGCCAGUAUGCGGUCAGAUGAUAGCCGCGAACCUCCGAUGUACGGUCGACCAAUGCCGCGACCACCGAUGAUGCGCCAGCCUAUGCGUCCACCAAUCAGAAUCAUUGCCCAACCGCAACAGCAGCGCAUGGCAUCGAUAGCUAUACCGCAACGUUCCUAUGCAGCACCUAUGCUACCACAGAGAGCACAGAUAGCCCAUCGACCGUUGCCACCCGUCCAGCCAGUGCUUGUCAUGUUGGCCCACGUGCCAAUGCCCAUGCAAAUGGCCGAAUCACGUAUGAGCCAUCAUAGCCAACCCGAUSAUCAUUAUUACGGCUCACAACAACAACAACAACACAGAGUUCAAUGCCAAUGUACCAACAGAUGCCUUACGCUCUACCCGUCGGAUACCAUUCCUUGCAGCGACAAGUGAUUCCGGUUGAAAUUCCGACUCCAGUCCAUAUGCCCGUACC